Asparagus officinalis (garden asparagus) is the source of this 678-nucleotide messenger RNA. RefSeq lists its product as uncharacterized. The record is from RefSeq and is a predicted model, not a curated record. NCBI's taxonomy places the organism in Eukaryota, Viridiplantae, Streptophyta, Magnoliopsida, Asparagales, Asparagaceae. The transcript has a single exon. Bases 1 to 678 code for a protein of 225 amino acids.
AUGUGGACGAAGCAUGCUGAUUUUCUACCCACUGUGUCUGAUAUUUGGCUUUCUCAAAUCAAUGGUUUCCACAUGUAUUCUGUCUACACAAAGUUAAAAAGGUUGAAAGGAGCUUUGAAGUCCUUGAAUAGAAGACACUUUGGUAAUAUAAGUGAGAAAGUCAUAAGAGCAAAAAUUGAGAUGGAGGAAAUUCAAAAGAAACUUCAAGAUGAUCCCCUCAACCCUACAUUUAUCUGUCAUGAAAGGAAAUCUAUUGCUCUAUACAAUAAACUCUUGGAUCAUGAAAUUUCUUUCUAUCAGCAGAAAGCAAGAACUGCCUGGUGUAUUCAAAGUGACAGAAAUACUGCACUUUUCCAUUCUGCUAUUAAAGCAAACAGGCACAAAUAUAGAGUCUCAAUUCUCUAUAACAGCCAUGGAGAUAGGCUUACUGAUGGGGAAGAGAUAGUAAAAGAGUUUGUCUCUUAUUAUAAAAGAUUAAUGGGGACUGCAAUUCAUACUGUUAAACCUGAUAGACAUAUCACACAAAAUGGAGCAUGUCUGAAUUCUAGCCAAGCAAGUGAACUAUCUAAGCCAGUCACAAGUGAAGAAAUUAGAGCUGCCAUCUUCUCAAUGCAUGAUAAUAAGGCCCCAGGCCCCGAUGGGUUUAAUGCUUUCUUUUACAAAUCUGCAUGGUCCUGA